GACCUGGGAUUGUUGUGUGGUGGAACAGAAAAUGGCGGCUGUUUAGAGACAUUCAUAUCUGUGGGGUUUGCAGCGCGACGUUCAAAGAGGACGGGGUUUUGUUGCGGUUCAACCUGUUAGGAUACGGAUAUGUGUUGCUGAAUAAACUCAGGUAAUGACGGAGUUUCUGUCGAGGACACUUUGAGCUCAGUAGACCAACACUGGCUGGGCUCGGCGCAGAACAAAGCUUCGGCUGGUCUUAAAUCCAGAAAAAUGUUCUAACUUCGAGAUUAUGCUGACUUCUAGUCUGUGAUGUAGCCCCGUCGCUGGACGCGUCGGACCAUCUGUUCGGCUUCCUGCAUCUUAAUGCGCCGCUUUAAUUCCCUCGGAGUCCUAGCGGAGCCAGCCAGGCAGCGGUUCUUCUCUAUAAGCCCCGUUAGCUUCCGAGAAGUUUCAAAAACCCAGUUCACACCAACUUCUGUCGGAUCGCAGCCCCCGAUCCACACCGUUCAGACUCACUCCUGCAGCGGAGGGUCCCAGCCAUGUGGCCCCAGGAUGCGAGUUAAAGGGCUUCUCUGCUGCUCUCACAGCGCCCCGCUUCACCCGUGGAGAACAGCCAGCCGUCCCCUCUGAGUAUGGAUGAGUCAAAGCCGCGAUACAGCAAGAGGCUGCGGGCGGGUACCCGGAGACGUUACCAUGACGAUGGCAUCUCAGAUGAGGAGAUUGAUGGAAGGAGAACGUUCGACUUGGAGGAGAAAGUCAGCAGUGAACGGUUCAGUUCUGAUCGGAUCGUCCGCAUGGAGGGAAAAGACUUCACGUAUGAGUUUGUCCAGAAGGGAGGCCUAAGGGACCCAAUCCUUUUUGAAAAGCCUGAUGGACUGGGAAUGAAGAUGCCAGAACCUGACUUCAGUGUCAACGAUGUCAAGACGUUUGUUGGUAGCAGACGUAUGAUAGACGUAAUGGAUGUGAGCACCCAGAAGGGGACAGAGAUGUCCAUGGCCCAGUGGACACGUUACUAUGAGACUCCUGUGUCUCAGAGAGAGAAACUCUAUAAUGUUAUCAGUCUGGAGUUCAGCCACACCAAGCUGGAGAAUUUGGUUAAGAGGCCUGCUACGGUGGAGCUCAUCGACUGGGUGGACAACAUGUGGCCUCGUCAUCUUAAAGAGAGGCAGAGGGAUUCAACCAAUUCCAUCAAUGACAUGCAGUACCCAAAAGUCCAAAAGUAUUGCCUGAUGAGUGUCCAGGGCUGCUACACAGACUUUCACAUUGACUUUGGUGGGACCUCAGUCUGGUACCACAUUCUCAAUGGGAGGAAGGUGUUCUGGCUUAUCCCGCCGACGGAUCCAAGCCUGGAGCUGUAUGAGAACUGGGUGCUGUCUGGAAAGCAGGGAGACAUUUUCCUGGGAGAUCGAGUUUCUGAUUGUCAGAGGAUCGAACUGAAACCGGGCUGUACUUUUAUCAUACCUUCAGGCUGGAUUCAUGCUGUUUAUACCCCUGUGGAUUCCAUGGUAUUUGGAGGAAACUUCCUGCACAGCUUCAACGUUCCCAUGCAACUAAACAUCUGUAAUAUAGAAGACAGAACACGGGUUCCUGUGAAGUUCCGUUGUCCCUUCUUUUAUGAGUUGUGCUGGUAUGUGUUGGAGCGUUAUGUCUACAGUCUAACAAAGACCUCCUACCUCACGCCGGAGUUUCAAAAAUUCUCCCUGGGCACAGCUCGUGAACAGCAAGAGGGCGGUUCUGGUACGACUGAAGAGUCUUCAGAUCCUCAGCCUGAAAAGUCUCCAUCAAAGGUCCAUUUGACUCCCUUGGAGCUGGAGGGACUUUGGAGUCUGAUCAGUAAACUGGAGACGCUGCCAUCAAACAAAAAGUGUGUCCCAGUGGGGAUCCAUAAUGCUGCAGCACUCAUGACGCAUAUGAAGGCUUUACUGAAGGAGCAUGCUAAUGACAACCCUAAACUGUGCUAUACAGGAAAACCAAUAGUCAGGUGGCCACCCAGGCCUUCAUGGUAUCAGCCUCCUACUCCUCCUCCGCCACCACCACCACCACCACAGCCAGCUCCUCGCCCCAAACCCCCGUCAUCGACCACCACGCAAAGACCUCAGAAACCCUCCAUGUCUUCGCUGCGACGGCGCAGAGUCAGAUGUAAGCGCUGUGAGGCUUGUAUGAGAGCAGAGUGUGGAGACUGUAACUUCUGCAGAGACAUGAAGAAGUUUGGAGGACCAGGGAAGCUCAAGCAGACCUGUGUGCUGCGACAGUGCCUCUCACCGGGUCUCCCUCUGUCUGCGGUGUGUGAGGUCUGCAAGGAGCCCAAUCAGGAGGAAACUGGAGACCCUUCGCUCACUCUGAUGGAAUGUUCCAGUUGUGCACAGAUAGUCCAUCCUGCCUGCCUUACAGUUCAGGGUGAUGGCGUAGUGAACAAAGACCUGCCCAGCUGCUGGGAAUGCCCAAAGUGUGUCCAAGGGAUCACUGACCGAGAGUCUAAAGGUGACAGAGGUGAAAGUCUUUCAUUGAAGAGGAAAUCCUCGUCCCUGCUCGAUGCUCGUAUAGCUAAAAUCUACAGACGGCAGCUCCACAGCCAAGAUGGGGAUGAUUCAGCCAGUGAUGAGGAUAAUGCAUCUCAGAGAAGAAGAAUGGGGCUUUCUGCACAAGGACACUUGUCCAGAAAGUCCUUUGGUGCCAACAGGAGAGGCCUUCUGCGAGGGGGCUUGUCCCACAAAGGGAACAGAGGAGGGCUUGUGGCGGGGGGCUCCAUCUCAGUCCUCAGACUGAAGAGGGGGAUGAGUAUGAAGGAGGCCGGGCGGCGAGGGCGGGUCAGACUCCGAGGAGGCUCCAGGAUGCAGAGAAGAGGAGAUGACUCCGAAGAGUCGGAUGACGAUGAAGAUGACGACGAAGACGAUGAUGACGACGACGACAAUGAUGACGAUUAUGACGAAGACGAGGGUGACAGUGAAGAAGAAAAGGAAUAUCUGCGUCACAAACACAGGAGGCGCAGGAGGGACUAUGAUGACGAUGACGACAGUGAGGGGCAGGAUUACGACCCUGAAGAAGAGGAGGUGGACACGGCAGAAGACGAAGAGCUGAAAAAAGAGGACGAGGAGGACGACGGACGCUGGGAUUCGGACCCAGAACCCCCAGUGCUGCUGGUGUCUGACCUGAACGACGACCUGCUGAGUGGCUCCUACCUGACAGUCACUCUGCAGCAGCCACACAAGGCCAAGACCCAGUCAGGCUCCAUCGUCCCAAAGCUAGAAGCAGCCAUGGGGCUGAGGUCGGCUGCAGGCGGCGCUGGUCAGCAGGGCUUCAUCCAGAGGAAGGCUGCUCAUUCCAAACCUUCCAGGCUCCGAGGUGCCGACUCCGCUGACACUCUAACCCCCAGAGGACCCGGCAGGCCUCGUCUUCGAGGAAGCCAGGGAGACAAGAGCAGCAGAAGUUAUUCUGCCUCUUCAUCAGAGGAAGACCAGGCUGACACUCCUGCUGCCUCCCUCCCGUCGUCCUUGCUGUCUCUGCCGUCCUUUAAAGAUGCAGGCAGCGAUCGGGGCGGGGAGAAGGAGGUGUGGGUGUCGGUCUUUAGAUACCUGAACAGAGCUGAGCUGCUGGCCUGCAUGACUGUCUGUAAAGCUUGGUACAAGUGGAGCUGUGACAAACGCCUGUGGAGUCACAUUGACGUGAGUCGGUGCAACCCGCUCAGUAACCAGGCCCUGGCAGGCAUCAUCAAACGCCACCCCACCUCUCUGGACCUGUCCUGGACACCACUGGCCAUGAGACAACUAAACUGCCUUCUUACCAGGCUCCCAGGUUUGAGGGAACUGAGGCUGACCGGUCUGCCGUGGUCAUGUCUGUCGGCUCUGGUCUCUCCCACACUGCCCCAGUUGCAGCUGCUGGAUCUGCGCUGGUGUGAAGGCAUUAAAGAAGCCCAGAUAAAGGAGAUCAUCAUCCCGCCUGGUUUAGAGUCAUCCCGCAGCAGGCUGAGGAACAUGGUGACACUGCGUCUGUCCGGUCUGGAUGUCAGUGAGUCGACUCUGAGGCUGCUGCAGCGCCACAUGCCCCAGCUGGAGGUUCUGGACCUGGCUCACUGCAGGGACAUAACGGAUUCCUGCAUCACCCUGCUGGCAGCUGCUGGGACUCACACCCGCAACAACCUCAGCGAGCUCACACUCGCCGGUUGCCACCAGCUGACAGAUGGCUGCCUGGCCUACCUGAAGCGCUUCUCCUGUCUGACUCUGCUGGACCUGAGAGGCUGUAAGGGUAUAAGCAGACGUGCCUGUGAUGCCUUCAUCUCCGACUUGUCCCACGUCGCCCUCUACUGUAUGAUGGAGGAAAAACUCAUCCAACGCCUGGACUAAGGGCUAACCUUUCCAGAGAUUUGAAAAACAGGUCGAACAAAGUUUUGGGAAGGAAGCAACGCCUUCAUUUAAUGACAUUGAUGCAGACGGACUGGAGUGCUGCCAAUUUAUUACAGGACUUGUAUCUUUAAGUAAAAAUACUAAGAAAAAUGGGGUCAGUUUGUAGCAAAGCUAGUUUUUAAUGCUUUGAUGUUUUCUCUGUAAAUAGAGGCUCUGUGUGUGUGUGUUAGCAUUCUCUGUCCCAGUUGUGUACUAAAAAUAAAACUUGUAGUCCUCUACGUGUUAUCUAGUUUGAUCUAAAUAUCUUAACUUUCUAAUGAUAUCAAAGAGCAUCAUCAGUUAGUAGCAUCAAGUUUGGACUAAGGCAAACUUGGUACAAAAGGAAAAAAUGUUUUGGCAGUUGUCUUGCUGAAUCCUCUCUGCCAAUGCUGAACAGCUUUUGGUGGAAGCACCAUGAUGGUCUUCUCCCUCUGGGGGAAAAAAAUUGGUCUUUUCACCACAGAAGGCACUCUUAAUUGGAGCUGU
This is a messenger RNA of Fundulus heteroclitus (mummichog), 4847 nucleotides long. It is a transcript of the gene kdm2aa, whose product is annotated as lysine (K)-specific demethylase 2Aa. The coding region runs from base 615 to 4322 and encodes 1235 amino acids. The transcript has 25 exons. NCBI's taxonomy places the organism in Eukaryota, Metazoa, Chordata, Actinopteri, Cyprinodontiformes, Fundulidae. Gene Ontology annotation, molecular function: histone demethylase activity; zinc ion binding; protein binding. Gene Ontology annotation, biological process: protein demethylation; regulation of transcription by RNA polymerase II. The record is from RefSeq and is a predicted model, not a curated record.